Messenger RNA from Cucurbitaria berberidis CBS 394.84, 964 nucleotides. RefSeq lists its product as uncharacterized. Bases 79 to 525 code for a protein of 148 amino acids. The transcript is spliced from 2 exons. The record is from RefSeq and is a predicted model, not a curated record. NCBI's taxonomy places the organism in Eukaryota, Fungi, Ascomycota, Dothideomycetes, Pleosporales, Cucurbitariaceae.
CGCAUACAUAAUUUCACUAUAUUUGCAAACUGAAUACACAAUAGGAUGUUAGGAUAGGCAACUUCUCGGGAACAAAUAAUGAGCGACUACACGUUGUCGAUCGGCAUCGAAGGAGACGGAGAGGAUCCUAAUCAUCGCUCGCACUGGGGAUUUCUGAUCUACCGUCCAGAAAAUGAGAUCGGCACCCUUCUGCACGUCCAGCUCCUUUCGUUCGAAGGGUUGAUAUACCAAUACGAAUCUCGAACCGGGUAUCCCUUAGAGAGCCAGACCAGCGAGGGCCGAGUGCUACUAGGCGAUAUUAACCCCUCGAGGUACAACCAAGUUGUUCAAAUCAUAUCCGGGGAACCCGCACCUAGGAAUAACCAGGAUCGAUGUCAAGAUUGGAUAUUGGAUUGCGUGAUAGCGCUUGAAGCCGAAGAACUGCUUCCUGCGGCCACCUCACAAUGGGUUGCGAACCUUGUCGGAAAGCCAUCUAAGGGGGUAGUAAAUUUAGUCGGAGACAGAUGGAUCCCGGCUAGGAGAUAAUAUGGACGGGAAGAAGUAUCAACUACACUGAAGCCUCGCUCAAAUUCCGCAGAAAUCAUGCGUUCAAUUGUUGCCGGACUGCCGAGAUUUCGACUCGAAAUACUCCGUUCAUAUAUGCCUUGAACCCUGAGAUACCCAAACCAUGGCUCCGGGGCGGAGGAUGGAGAGGGGUAAAACGAAGCGAGUUUAUUUUGGUUUAGAGGCAUUUGCAUGUGCUAACGUGCAAGUCCCAACAAUAUUGUAGCCCAUCCAUCGUACCCCAGGAAAGCCCGGUCUCGGUUAACAACGACAUGACAGUUUUGCAAAGCAUGUCGAACGAUGUGAAUUGAGUUUGAAUAGCUGGGACGGGGGCCGGGCUACCCUUGCAUAAGCGAGCUUUCGUCAACCGUCAGCAGGCGAUCAGACCACAUUCGAAGAUCUCGACAGAAUCCCAACUGUU